This is a messenger RNA of Mercenaria mercenaria, 1527 nucleotides long. RefSeq lists its product as uncharacterized. The record is from RefSeq and is a predicted model, not a curated record. Bases 426 to 812 code for a protein of 128 amino acids. The transcript has 2 exons. NCBI's taxonomy places the organism in Eukaryota, Metazoa, Mollusca, Bivalvia, Venerida, Veneridae.
UGGAUCGGAUGACGUCACUGCACGCGCAUGGGUUAUCGCAAAAUAACCGUUGACUGAUGUUCUUCUAUGUGUAUAUAGGUUAUUUGCUGGUCGUGUUAGAAUUUCAGUUAUUCAUUUUGCAAUACUGUAUAAACGAUUUUGAUAUGAUAACUCUUACGUAGACAAGGUUGUGUCAGUAUUGCUCCAGCCUAACGUAACAAUCCAAAUGGUUAGAUAUAGAAUCUGGCCCUGUUUUCUUGUUGGCUCUGUUUCUCUCAUAGUGUCACUGUUGGAUUUUGUACUUGUUUGUUCUGUUUCAUGUUUAAUUUAUUGCAUAGGUGUUUGUUAUCUGCAUAUGUUUUAUGUAAUGGCAAUAAAAGCACAACAGUGUUUUCUUUAAUAUUCUCUAAGCCAUUGACUCUUUUACAGAGAGUUCUAUUACAAAAAUGACGAAGAUAUGGUUGGUGUUGUUAAUUACAAUUAUUGUUCCGUUUGUUUCGGCGGCAGAAAAGAAAACAUUAGGAGCGACUUCUUGUAGGGCGCCAGUUAAUCAGUACGGAGACGUGUGCUACUCAGAUACCAGCAGUGUUCCACAACAACCAGGAGCAACACUUCGAUAUGACAUAACUGUACGUGGGAAAUUAGAGAUAUGUUGUAAAGUUUACACAUGCUCGCGAUACUUCUGCUCUAUGAAGUACAUUGGGUGUGGUCGUCAGACAUGGAGCUCCUCAAAUCUUCCUUGGGAAAAAGACAGUAUAGAGACGCCAAGAAUGCAAUGCAAGGCAUCGGAGGAUCGCUGGACCAUUCAUUACAGCUAUAAAACUACACAUUAAGCUGCCACGUGGUUAAAUGCUGUUACAAAUAUAAAACUAUUUAGUAAUACGAAGCUGUCGCUGGAUAAUAUAUAACAACAACAACAAUAAAACAUUUAUAAUUAAUUAUAACUAUAAAUAAUUCUACCAAGUAAUUUGAAAAUAAAACUACUUCUUUUCAUAUAGAUUUUUAUUAUAUCAAUGUUGUAUAUAUGGCUUGUGUAACGCGAUUUAUUAUAUACCUAUAUAAAUUCUGUAAAAAUAUCGGCUUGUAUUUCACAAUUAAAUAUGUACAGGUAGAAAAAAGUAGCUUUUGUGUUGUAUGCUGUCGGACUUUCAUUAAUAUGCAUGACCUGACACAGUUCUAUUAAUAGCACACAUAAAAACUUCACAUAGAUCCAUUUUAAUAUAUAAACAUUGAAGAUUUCGUUCAAUAACAGAACAACAAACAAAAAGAUAGAUGAAUAUAAUAAAAUGGGUCAUUAUAACAGUAGCCAGACCUGGUAUUUUGUAUUCAGCUCUCGUUGAUUUUGCAAGGUCGGAUCACACUCGGAGCUUACGCGCCUCGUGAGAGCCGAUCUGGCAAGAAAUCACUUGAGCGGAAUACAGCAUCCCAGAUCGAGCUACUGUUAUAAUAACCCUAUUAUAUCAUAGUGGAUAAGAAACCCUAUUUAAUUAAACACUUUACAUAUUGUUCAUGCAACGGAUAAUAAAGCUGUUAAUCUGAAAUAAAAUA